UGUAUUAAUUAAAGUUAUUUCCGUGUCUAUAUAGAACGUAAAAGACUCAAGUAUUUCUAAGAGAGAGAGAUGUCGAAAGAAGUGAGCGAAGAGGGACACACUCAAAGCCAUGGAAAAGACUACGUUGAUCCUCCCCCAGCUCCGUUCCUCGACAUGGGGGAGCUCAAGUCCUGGUCUUUCUACAGGGCCCUCAUCGCCGAGUUCAUCGCCACGCUCCUCUUCCUCUACGUCACCGUAGCCACCGUCAUCGGCCACAAGAAGCAAACCGGUCCUUGCGACGGCGUCGGUUUACUCGGUAUCGCAUGGGCUUUCGGUGGUAUGAUCUUCGUCCUCGUUUACUGCACCGCCGGUAUCUCUGGUGGUCACAUCAACCCAGCUGUGACUUUCGGUCUGUUCUUGGCGCGUAAGGUCUCUCUUGUGAGAGCUGUUGGGUACAUGAUAGCUCAGUGUCUUGGAGCCAUUUGUGGUGUGGGUUUCGUGAAAGCUUUCAUGAAGACUCCUUACAACACUCUCGGAGGCGGAGCUAACACCGUAGCCCCUGGUUACAGCAAGGGAACUGCUCUCGGAGCUGAGAUCAUUGGAACUUUCGUCCUCGUUUACACCGUCUUCUCCGCUACUGACCCUAAGAGAAGCGCUCGUGACUCUCACAUCCCCGUUUUGGCUCCACUUCCAAUUGGAUUCGCUGUGUUCAUGGUGCAUUUGGCUACUAUCCCCAUUACCGGAACUGGAAUUAACCCAGCGAGAAGCUUUGGUGCUGCUGUUAUCUACAACAACGAGAAGGCGUGGGAUGACCAUUGGAUCUUCUGGGUUGGUCCGUUCGUGGGAGCAUUAGCAGCAGCAGCUUACCAUCAAUACAUCUUGAGAGCUGCAGCAGUUAAGGCAUUGGCUUCAUUCCGAAGCAGCGCAACAAACUGAUAAUGAAGUUGUGAAUUUUACCCACUUAAUGAAGGAUUCAAUGUUACUUUAUUUGUUGCUUUUGUGUGUAAUGAGAAAGAACUUAAGUUGGUGGAUGGAUAUGGAUGAUGUUAAUUAUGAAAUGGAUCUAUGUUUUCUUUUCUUUCCUUUAUUUAUUUUUGUUAAAGAAAAAAGCCACUUUGUUAGUUUUUCAAUAGUUUAGUUCGGUGUGUCUUGUGAAUCAUUUGGCUUUUUAUAAGUUAAUCUUUCUAUUUCUCUA
Molecule: messenger RNA, 1174 nt
Organism: Brassica rapa (field mustard)
Lineage: Eukaryota; Viridiplantae; Streptophyta; Magnoliopsida; Brassicales; Brassicaceae
Product: aquaporin PIP2-7
Biological process (GO): transmembrane transport
Cellular component (GO): membrane
Molecular function (GO): channel activity
Source: RefSeq, a predicted model, not a curated record